Messenger RNA from Bombus pyrosoma, 2533 nucleotides. RefSeq names its product zinc finger protein 93-like. Gene Ontology annotation, cellular component: nucleus. Lineage: Eukaryota; Metazoa; Arthropoda; Insecta; Hymenoptera; Apidae. The record is from RefSeq and is a predicted model, not a curated record. Gene Ontology annotation, molecular function: zinc ion binding. The coding region runs from base 97 to 2475 and encodes 792 amino acids. The transcript is spliced from 4 exons.
GCUACAAAUGCAUCGAACAAGAGAAGUGUUCAAAAACAUUGUCGGUUUCCUAAGAGGGGGAGGUCGAGUCGUAGCUUGACUCUCAAAUGCAUUAAAAUGGAAGUUUCGAAAAACGAGCAAUUAGUUGAUACAUAUGAGAAAAUUUAUGGAGAUGAAUGCCGAAUCUGUUUGAAAAAAGCUGUUGAAAUUUGUGAACUUUUUAAAGAUGGGGACGCUAUUCCUCGAAAACUUAUGGCCGUUGCUUCUGUACAGAUUGCAGAAGGAGAUGGUUUACCACCAGUGAUUUGCUUGCGUUGUAACCAGCGUUUAGAUGCAUCCUACGAUUUUAAAUGUCAAAUACAAAAUUCAGAUGAGAAGCUUCGUCAAAUUCUAAAGCUAAAAUCUUCUUCUAACGAUUCUGUUACCAACGCCAGCACUAUAGUUACAGCAAUAAUCGCUGAUGUGAUAUCUAGUGUAAUAUCUUCUGAGAAAGAAAAUACAGAAAAACAAGAAGUUUGUUCUACAAAUUUCUGCAAUGAUAAUUUUUGCUUUACAAAAGAUGAAACAGCUUUUUGUCUCAAUUCAGAGAAGAACUUGUUUUGUUACGAAAAAGAAUCAUCACACAGUCGAUUAAACGAUACAGAGCAAAGAAAGAGCCUAGAAAAUGUAAAUGUUUAUAAAAGUUUAUUAGAGGAUGAUUCUGUAAGACAAAUCGAUUCGAUAAAACAAGAGUUUGUUUUAUUAGACGAUCAUAUGGUACAAACUAAAGAUGUUCCAUUAAAAGGAGAAGCGAGUAUCGAAGAAAGUCAACAGAUGUCAGAAGAGACAUCAAAGACAGAUAGUAUUCAAGAUGAUGAUGAUGAUGAAAAACCAUUAAUUUCACGCACAACUAGAUUACGCUGUACACAAUGUAUCAAGUCUUUUCAUACAAAAGUGGCUUUGCAGAGACACACCAUUGUACAUAAACGUAAAACCAAAUUACGUUAUGUUUGUUAUGUUUGCGAUAAACAAUAUUCUACGCUUGCAAAAGUGAAAAAUCAUGUUGCAAUUUGCCACGAAGCUCGCGAUAGAAAAGAAAAUAUUCAACAUAAGAGAAUUAGUUAUGAGCAAAAUAAAGCAAUCGCGAGUGUACAAGAUAAAAGGAUUAAUAGUAAUGUCCAAGAUAAAAGAAUAAAAAUUCAAAAAAAUGAUGACUCUCCUAAGGAACAACGAAAAAGCUUAAAAUUUACUUGCAAAGUGUGUUCAAAACAAUUUACUUAUCAAAAAUCUUUUAUCACACAUGCUAAAAGUCAUCCAGAGUAUAAACUGGAAGAAUUAGAUGAUUCGUCUCAAUGUUGGGUAAAAGAAAGAUGUACAGAAACUGUGGUGGAAGAAGAAGAAAAUGAAGAGGAAGACGAAGAAGAUGAGGAAGAUGAAAACCUUCCUGCUGAAAGUUUACAGUGCACUCAGUGUGGGAAAUUAUUUGCAACAAAAAGAAAUCUUAAAAGGCAUGUCUCCACACAUAGUGGAUUAAAAUAUACGUGUGAAACAUGUGGUAAAGGAUUCUCAAGAGUGGAUAAAUUAAAAGAUCAUGAACAAUCAAAGCACAAGGCUGAAUUAUUCGACAAUUCUGAUUUGGAUGAUAAAGAGGACACAGACAAUGUAGUUAAUAAAGGUGACUGUUUAGAAGGGAGAAAGAAAGAUCGUCACAAUAGACCUCACAAAUGUGCAAUCUGCCCUAAAUCGUUCGCGCAAGCGCAAUCGCUAGCGAAUCACAUAGAACGUCAUAAGCGGGUAAAAGAAACUCAAAAAAGAUUUCUUUGCGAAGUCUGUAGCAAGUGUUUUGCACAGAGUGGUUCUCUGGUUGCGCACAUGCGUACACAUACAGGAGUUAAGCCAUAUGUUUGUAACGUGUGUAGUAGAGCAUUUACAAAGAGCACUUAUCUACAAUUGCAUCUACGUACUCAUAGUGGUGAAAAACCUUAUAUUUGCCAGUAUUGUAGUAGGGCGUUUGCACGUGCUAACACAUUAGCACGGCACAUAACGAUGCAUACAGGGGAAGCAAAAUAUCAUUGUCAGAUUUGUACAAAAUCAUUUAGAAGACUGACUUCGUUGAAUGAACACACUUAUACACACACUGGGCAGAGACCAUAUGCUUGCAAAAUUUGUACAAAGAGAUAUAACAAUGCAGGGUCACUUUACGCCCAUAGAAAGAAGUGCAAGGCACAGCAAUUAUCUAACCCUGGAUUCGCGGUUUCCGUGGAAACCUGUACUGUAUCAGAACAACAAGAAGUAGACGUUCCACAAGUUUUGAUCUAUUCCCACAGGAAAUUAGUAGAGGACGCAACUGUUGGGCAAGUCACGCCCACACCACAGUACAUGCUCGCAAAUGUACACAAUCAGAAGAAUUUGGGAUCAAAUAUUAUACAACCGUUUUCAGUGGAUGAUUCAAAUGUUUAUACAAUUAAUACGAAGCAAUUUAAGAAUCCCUAUUAUACAAUUUAUCCAAACAUGUAAAAUAAUAACGCGCGUGUGUGUGUGGGAGAUUGAUUAAAGAAUACCUUUUUUAGAGUUA